This is a messenger RNA of Acipenser ruthenus (sterlet), 9286 nucleotides long. RefSeq names its product death-inducer obliterator 1-like. Lineage: Eukaryota; Metazoa; Chordata; Actinopteri; Acipenseriformes; Acipenseridae. The record is from RefSeq and is a predicted model, not a curated record. The transcript is spliced from 19 exons. Gene Ontology annotation, cellular component: nucleus. Gene Ontology annotation, biological process: DNA-templated transcription; apoptotic signaling pathway. The coding region runs from base 172 to 7986 and encodes 2604 amino acids.
AUUGCCUUUUACGGCCAACAGGUGUCAGUGUGGACGUCGCUGUUUCACCUCCCCCUCCCACUUCGUGUGUCGAGUUGUUGUGUAGCGACAAGCGCAGAGAAAAUGGAGGACUGAGCAGGAUGCAGUAAAAAGACCGAAAUAUACUUAAACUAAAACAAAACAUAGCCAGUAAUGUGUGAUGAGCUGGACCGUCUGAACGAAGAGAUUGAGCGGCUGUCUCGCCAGACCAUCCAGGGAGGAAGCUUCCAGAUACCCCGAUCUCUUCCAGUCGCAUCCACUCUUCCCCUUUGGGAAUCACAAGCUGUUCAUGGUGAAAAAAGUGAACUAAAUGAGGCAAUCGUACAGCAUGAGCAUCUGUUUGUAGGGCUUCAGGAGUCAGGCAUUCAGUUCCCACUAUUUGACCUUUAUGUUCCUAAUGCUGAGUCGUCUGAUGUUUUGGUGACUAUGUUGAGUGACACAGAUCCCCUCCUGCCCUCAUCUAGUGCUCCCUUUCAGUUAGACCUGCAGGGGUCACCCAGCAAAACUUCAGGUAUUCUGUUUGAACAUAGUGACAUGUCAGCCAUGGAGGACACUGUAAGCUCUGAGCUCUCUCAAGUCCCAGAAUCAGAACAGAGCCAGGAUCUCAUGGAUAUCGGCUCUCAAGCAUCCACCGUGGAUGAAAAAGAAGACCAAAGCAAUGAUGACACUGAAAAUAUAGACGAUGACUCAGGAAAAGUUGUCCAGCCAACCAGUAAGGAGUUUAAGAAGACAUGGGGUUUCCGUAGAACCACUAUUGCAAAACGAGAGCUGCCUGGAGAGGUGGACUUUAAUGAUCCGUUGAACGCACCCCUGCGCCGUAGUGGCCGUCAGUCGAAGAGAACGGAUAAGAUGGAAGAAUUUCUGUCUACGUCGAAGCGGCGUGGGAGGAGGAGCGCACCGGCUAACCUAGAGAGCUUCGACCCCACAGACACAGAAACGGCCUCUGAAGCCAGCUUCGAUGGGAAUUCAGAGGCAAAGACCCCAAGCCAGGCCAGCGUUGAAAGCCUGGACAUGAAAGCAACCCCUGACGACGAUGGAGGUAAGAAUGAACCGGACGCUGCUGCCGCCAGUCAGGACAGCAGUGAGGCUAGUGACAGUGAUGAACUGACGCUGAAAGAGCUGCAAAAUCAGCUAAGGAAGAAACGGGUGGCAGGUGCCCCAGGGGCUGAGGAAGAGGGGCUGGAAGAGGUUGAAAGUGCAGAAAAGCCUGUGGAUGAGACAGGCAGCAAGAGGCUGUCAGGCAGCCCAGGGAGAGGAGGUGCAAAAGAGAGUGCCAUUAAUGAUGCGGAGACCAAACCAGGACAGAAAGGCAGCAAAGAUGCUGGACGUGAGGGACCUUCAACCAUCAAAUCAGACGCUGAGGGUUAUGAUCCCAAUGCACUGUAUUGCAUCUGUCGGCAGAAGCACAACAACAGCCCCAGUGACGGGUGCCUUGAGAGUUGCAGCAGUGUGGUCCCAUUCAGAACAGCAGCUGGUGUGUCAAUGACAGAAAGUAGAGCUGACAGGCAGUUGGCAGACAGAGAUGAGAGAGGCACAGGACAAAAGAGAGAGGAGAUAAAGUCAACAGUAGUAGGGUUUAUGAUAUGCUGUGAUCGCUGUGAGGAGUGGUUCCACGGAAACUGUGUCGGCAUCACGGAAGCCCGCGGCCGCUUGCUGGAGAGGAAUGGAGAGGAUUACAUUUGCCCAAACUGCACUCGCUUGCAAAGCCAGGGAGACAGAACUCCUCUCACGGGGGAGGAGCAGCCAGAACUGAAGUCGGGGAAGACCUCUGAAGACCAAACUGCAGCACCUACCGACGCAGAGAAGCCAAGCGAGGAUCAGGGAAUAAAAGGCAGGAUAGAAAAAGCCACAAAUCCCAGUGGCAAAAAGAAAAUUAAAUUAUUCCACCCGGUUGUUGAGACUAGUACACUCCCGAAGUGUAUUGGUUCAGGGUGCUCUAACCAUGCCUUGCCAGACUCGGUUUACUGCGGUAACGAUUGCAUUCUCAGACAUGCUGCUGCUGCAAUGAAAUCCCUAACGGAAGUCAAAGAACCAAAACCAAAAGAAAAACCUAAACUGAAAGUGCAGAGAAAAUCACCUUUGAAAACCCCACCCAAGGGGCAAAAGAGAGUUGGUCCUGAACGGAAGGUUGUGAAGAAGACCACGGUGAUGGUUAGUCAGCCAGCAGGAACUUCCGAACCAGAGACGGACCAAUCCGGACAGGAAAGUCACAUGCCGUCCUGGUCCAGCGAUCAUAAUUACAAUGCAGUACAGACAGAAAAGACUGCAGCCAUUUCAUCAUCUGUGUUUUACAAAUCGUCUGCAAAGGAGACGGAAGGAGAUGGCAGCAAAAUGGAGUCGACUACAUCAAGCAAACAGCCUUCUGGGCCAUCCUCAACAGCCCCAGCAGCCAAACAACAUCAUGCUUCUGGUGGGGCUACUGCUAAAGCAAAGAAGCACCCUCCUCUGUCUGCCACCAGCAGUUUGGCUUCCAAGAAGACUCCAUCGUCUUUGAACAAAGCUAAGAAUCUUAAGAGCCUCAGCCCUGCUCCUAGUACAGGCCUAUCUGCCUCUAAACACCAUGCCUCUGGGGCUCUGAGUAUCACCAAGACUUCAUACACAAUACCCAAGAAACUGCCGUCCACUUCCGGUGCUUCCCCUGCAGCGAGACAGCCUUCAGGGUCGUCAGUAACUGCUGCCCCUGCUGCUCCAUCUAAACCAGCCCUGCCCAGCGCUUCCCAGCCUCAACCCAACAACCAAAUCAGACAGAACAUCCGCCGCUCGCUCACUGAGAUUCUCUAUAAAAGGGUGAGCGACAGCGAUGACCUGGAUAUAUCGGAGAAUGAGGUUGGCAAGAUUGCUUUCAACAUUGAGAAAGAAAUGUUUAGCAUGUUCCAGAACACAGACAAUAAAUACAAGAAUAAAUAUCGGAGCAUCAUGUUUAAUCUCAAGGAUCCUAAAAACAAGGGUCUGUUUUAUCGUGUGAUCGGGGCUGAGAUUUCUCCCUACAAGCUUGUGAGGUUAAACCCAGAAGAGCUUCUGUGCAGGGAGGUGUCUGAAUGGAGGGAAAGGGAAACCAAUGAGGCCCAAGAAUCAAGCCAGAAGUCUCAACGUGAACCUCAGAAGUACGGGCUAAAGCAGGAGAACGUGCCCGAUGUGGAUAUGGAGGAAUCUCCACCAAUGUCUGAUGGAGACGAACAGGAGGAGCCUAAACCCACCCCUCCAAAAAGCACUCUUCCAGUUCCUGACAUCUUCAGCAGCAUGUUGAAGGACACCACGAGUGAACACCGUGCCCACCUCUUUGAUCUCAACUGCAAGAUCUGCACAGGCCAGAUGUCUGCAGAAGAGGAACCGGUGCCAAAAAAAACAAAGAUAUCAGUAACUACUACUGUGAAAAAGCCAGAGCCUAAAAUAAAACAAGAGGCCAGACCCACAAUGGCGUCCGAUUCUGAGGCAUCACCAAAAACAGCUGACGGAAAAUUGCAGUGUGCCCCAGGCAGCACAACCGCAGAGAGCACCCCUGAACCCAAGUGGAAGACUGAAGUCCAUCACCCCAUUACUGACUCGCCAGCAUCGCCUGAACAACCUAGCAGUCCUAUUAGCACGUCCUCCUCUUUCACUCCCAUCCCUAUCCCAGCAGUGUCUUCAGUAACCAUCAUGCACAGAGACCCCAGGACAGCAGGGUACCGCCCUUCUGUUACAGUGACGCCUGCACCACUGAUCGUACCCACUGAGGCACCACCUGCUAGCACCACUGCAGCAGGAUUGAAAACCGAGAUUACCAAACCUGCAAUGCCCCCCCCUCCGCCAGCUGUUCCCAAGUCAAUACUGCUGAAACCUGUUUCUUCUCCGGAUACCAGAUACUUUUCCACAUCUUCAUCUAGUGUCAGCAUUGCCGAGUCCCGGUCCCCUCAGGAUGGAGAAACCACAGUCUUCCUAGCUAAGCAGGAGAUUGCUUGGAAAGGAUUUAUCAACAUGCACACUGUGGCAAAGUUUGUCACAAAAGCUUAUCUGGUUUCCGGGUCUAGUGACUUUCUUGCAGAGGAUUUACCAGAUACAGUCCACAUCGGCGGUCGCAUUUCCCCACACACAGUCUGGGAUUAUGUGGGGAAACUAAAAUCAUCUCUAUCUAAGGAGCUGUGCUUAAUCCGCUUCCACCCCGCAACUGAAGAGGAGGAGGUCGCCUACAUCUCUCUCUACUCCUAUUUCAGCAGUCGUGGGCGCUUUGGCGUGGUAGCCAAUAAUAACCGACGAAUUAAAGACCUGUAUCUCAUCCCUCUAAGCGCCAAGGACUCUAUCCCAUCCAAACUUUUACCCUUUGAUGGGCCAGGAUUGGAGUCCUCCCGUCCCAAUCUUCUCCUUGGUCUGGUAAUCUGUCAGAAACUCAAACGUCCUGGAGCCCCUUCUGAUCCGGAAAAGGGUGAAGAGAAGAAACUUAAAGUUCAGGUUCAAGAAGAGGAUGAUGUUUCUUCUCUUUCAAAAGCACCAACGCUUUCCAAACCUGAAAGUAAAUCUGAGAAACCUCUGCUUUAUAAUCCUGAGAUGCCCAUUAGCACUACUCCUCCUGGGUCUCCCCCAUCUGGUACUUCUUCUGAAUCGUCCUCAAGUUCAUUCACGACCCCGUCUGUGUUCUCUCUCCUGUCCUCUGUUAAAGCUGCUACUGCCAAACCAACAGCAGGAGGAGGCGAAACUCCACCAUCAGGCACUUCUGCCACAGCCAGCUCAACACCUCUGCAGCAGAUCCUAAACACUCUGUUUGGCAAAAAGAAGCCCAGUGAGUCUACAGAUUCAUCCCAGUCUACACCAGAACAGAGUGCAGUUGAACUCACAGUAUCUUCAGCUCCCGUUAUUGACCCGAUAGUGCAACAGUUUGGUCAGAUAUCCCAAGAUAAAACCCUGGAUGAGGAUGAUUAUGAUAGACCGUACGAUCCUGAGGAGGAAUAUGAUCCAGAAAAGCUCUAUGGAAUGGAUACGCCUGUCAAUAAAAACAAACUCUUUCAGACCAAAAAGGUGUGUGAGGCCCCUGAGGUUGACGAAGAGGCCUAUGACCCCGAAGAUGAAACCAUAUUUGAAGAAGCAAAAGUUGUAGUCAGUGAUUUCCCGAGCCGUGUGCUGGGCAUAAAGAGCAAAGACCGGCCUGCUAAUUACAUAGCACCCGUAAAUGAUUCAUCUUCACUGACGGAACAACAGAAGAUGCUAGAAGAGUUAAAUAAACAGAUCGACGAGCAAAAAAGACAACUGGAAGAGCAAGAGGAGGCUCUUAGACAGCAGAGAGCUGCAGUUGGGGUUUCCAUGGCUCACUUCUCCGUGUCUGAUGCUUUGAUGUCACCUCCUCCAAAAUCAUUAGUAGCAAACAGUGACUCUAUACAGUUGGGCAAGAAAGCAGAGGCAAUAGCAAAACCUCCAUCUUUACCAAAGCCUGCCCAAGUAAUAAAUCAGCGAAGAGACCCAAGGCAGAGCAGGGAUCCCAGGCAGGCAGCGACUAGGAGGCCAUCUGAGAAAGAAGAGGUGACCACAACAGUCGCUGCUGAAGUUUCUUUUUCUCCAUCACAGCCAGUGGAGGCGCUGAAUCAACCUGCCCCAAAUGUUGAGCCUGAAAGUAUGGAAAUGUCCAUACCACUAUUGGGGGAGAAAAUAGAACCCUAUCCAAUUACUUCUGAAACUGUUGACAUCAAGCUGAUUGAAAAUUCUGCUCCACCAUCUGGUCAGUCAGCAGGAGAUGCAUUUUCUGAAGCUGCAAGCAGUCCUUUUACGUCUUGGCCAGACCCUUCAAGUCACCAAAGCCCUGGAGACUUUUCAAGUGGUCCAGUGCGGCCCACACGCAAAGUUUUACUGCCAACGCCAUCUCAGCCUCCAAUGUAUCCACCACCAAGUGACAGUGUGUCUCCUGUUUUAUCCUCGCAGCCUGAAAGCACGCACCCAACCGUUUCCAUGCAAGAUGCUGUUCACAUGUCACAGACGGGAAUGCCAAACCCAGAGUUCAUGAACCAGCAAGAGGUGCAAAAAGUUCCUUUCCAGUCUCAGUCUGGUCCUCCACAUUUUGAGGGACAGACUGAUCAGUCCCAGUUCAGAGAUGAGAGACAAUCCUAUCCGUUCCAGGAGCAGUGGGGAGGGUCCCCACAGCAGUUUGAUGGGCCGAGAGGACCUCCUCCCCCUCACGUGAUUGGACAGGGGGCGCCUGUCCCAUUCCAGCCAAUGGGACAAAGGGGGCCACCCCCAUCAAGAUUUGCAGGCCCCAGGGGUCCCCCACCUCCCCAACACUUGGGGCAGUUUCAAGAGGGCCAUGGAACUUCACAUGGACAAAAUGAACCUCCCCAGCCCAGGUUUGGAGGGCCAGGAGGACCUCAUUUUCCUGGACCGAGGGGCCCCCACCCACCUUUCAUGGGACCAGCACCUGGUCAGUUUGAAAACAGAGGCCCCCCACCAUCUCACUUUCAAGGACCACCACCCCCACACCAAUUCGGGGAACAGGGUCCCCCACAGCCAUUUAUGGAUCCACAAAGAGGACAUGAAGAAAAGCAAUACGACAACAGUAACACUUAUCCACAGGGGAUGGAACAUCACAGAGCACAGCCACCACCUCACAUGUUAAGAGACAAUAAUAAUAGGACAUCUUCGCCAUCUCCCUUGAUGGGACAAAGAGGGCCCUCACCAAACCAGUUUGAUGGUCCGAGGGGCCCCCCUCCAAAUCAUUUCGAUGGGCCAAGGGGCCCCGCUGCAAAUCAUUUCGAUGGGCCAAGGGGCCCCGCUCCAAACCAGUUUGAAGGUCCGAGGGGCCUCGUUCCAAACCAGUUUGAUGGUCCGAGGGGCCCCGCUCCAAACCAGUUUGUUGGUCCGAGGGUCCAUCGCCUGACACCACCGGGGGAUAUGGGCGGGCAUAGAUUCCCACCUCCAAACCAGUUUGGAGGUCCAAGAGGUCCUCCGCCCCAUCUUCAGCAGGGUCAGCGGGUACCUUCACCCCAGCCCAGGGGCCCUCCACCCCAGAAUUUUGAAGAAUACAGAGGUCCUCCUCAACAGUUCCAAGGCCAGCGGGGACCCCCACAACCCCAGUUUGGAGGUUCAUGUGGUCCUGGACCUGCUCAGUUUCCAGAUAAAGGUGGACGUCCUCGAUUCCAUUAUGAAGGUCAGCCUCAUCCUCAAGACGGCAGAGCAGCUCAUCACCCUAGACCUCUGCUUCCUAAUCCCCCUGAACAGCCUCAGGAAGGCUGGAAUAAAGCUCACAGACAGAACCGUUUUGAACAUGACCCAGAGUCCGAACCCGAUGAGCAUUGGCAGUCUCCUGAUAUGAGGGGGAGAGACAGAGGCAGAGAAAAUUCUGAGCCUCGGAACAAUGGGGAGAGGCAAAGGGAUAGAUUUGAUGCAGGCUCCCGUGAAAGAGCGAACCCCCAAGGUCCUGUUCGUCAAUCAGAUGAAAGGCAGAAUCGAUUAUCAGAAGAAAGGAGAAGAGAUCGGGAUGGAGCUCACGGCAGGCCAUGGGAGAGAAACCAGGGUAAACCAUGGAGCAGAGAGCGAGAAUGGGACAGAAACAGAGAAAGAGACAGAGACAGAGAUUCUGACCGAAACAGAGGCAGGGAUUGUGAGAGACACAGAGAUAGAGACCAAGCUCCAGAACAGGAAGUGGACAGGAACAGAGAACGAGACCAGACUCGAGGCAGGGGCAGAGAUAGAGAAUCGGACAGGAGAGACCAUGAACGGGACAGAACGAGGAACAGAGACAGGGAACGGGACCGGGAUCAUGACAGAGAGACUCACAGAAGAAGAGACCGCGACCGAUCAAGAAGUAGGGAUAGAGAGCGUGGACGAGACCGGGACAGGGACAGAGACCGAACAAGAGACAGAGAUCGGGACAGGGACAGCAGGAGGGACAGAGAACGAAAAGAUAGAAGCAAGAGUAAAGAAAAGGGGAAAGAUACCAGAAUGGAAGCAAAAAAUCAGAGUGAGAAAACUGUGGAAGCAGAAACUGCUGCUGAAAAAAAUACAUCGUCCUAACUGCCCCAGGAACAAAAGAGACUCCAAGGGACAAUAUGUGGUUGGCUCUUUAAUACUUUUAUCUUCCACUGACAAUGAAAUAUUAAAACAUUAUAAUAUUCUAACUUUGGACUCUUUUUUUUAAAGCUGUCACAUGGCAUGUAAAUACUUUUCUUAAGCCACACAGACAUUGUUUACGACUGUGUUCUAAAGUUUCACAACAACAAAAAAACUUUUUCUGGCUGGUUUCACAGACCCCGAUUAGCACUAAUCUUGGAUUAUAUAAUGUACCUAACCAGCUGUUCAAGCCAGUUCAAGAUGUUGCUGGACUGCAAUUCAGUCUUUUUUUUGUUGUUUUUUUUGUUUGUUUUCUUACAGUAUAGAUUUCUUUACUACAGAACUUGUUAGAAUGUUGUUUCAAAAGUGCUUGCUCCCGUUGAAUUGCAGUAGGUCAGUAGGAUUCACAGAUAGAAGCUAUGUAUAAGAAGAAAACAAGAUAAGUGUCUGAUAUUAUUGUGUGUUUCUGUUUUACAUGAGCCUGUUUUUCCUAAGCCGUACAGUUUUAUUCAGUUUCUGACUAAGCACUAUUUAGAUACAUUUUGAGGACGUGUUGCGGUAGGACCGUGUCGGAUCCUUCUUAAAGUGGUAAUCACUUUAUUUAGUCGAAUCAUAUGUCAUUUUUUAAAUUUGUUUUCUAAAAUGUACGGCAUAUAUUUUUUUUUAGUAAACUAUAUGCAUUGUGUUGUGAAAUCUUAGAAAAUGUGAUUCUGAUUCUUAAAAAAGAAAAAAAAUGUAUGUGAGUUGCAUUUAUUUCCGGUGCAUCUAAGAAAGCACUCACAUUAUUACUUUUUCCACUUCAUUCUUCCAACGCCUUGACUGUAACAAAAACCCCAUCACUGUUUGACAUUGCUGAACUGAAGAGGCCCUUAUUUGCCAGGUGUCAUCAUCUUCUGUAACGCUGCUCAAGAAAUAACAACUCCUGAGAGUCAUGUGGCAGAUAUAACCCGGUAUCUACUAUUGCUUCAAAACAAUUACCCACACGCCCCAUUAUUAAGGUAACUACAAAAUGUAAAUUAUCCAGACACACAAUGUAUCUUGAGUUAUUUAGUCUGGAUUCAAAGGUUCUAUUUACUUUGAAAGGAACCAUUCUACUGAACAAAAUGGAGAAGAUGAUGAUAGAAUGUAAUGUUGAAAAUGUUUUCAUUUUUUGGUUCAAAAUCUAUGACUGUGGACUGCUGAAGAUGCUCUGCAAGAUCCCUGUAUCCUGUGUUCAGACACUUGUUAAAUUGUAUUUUUUAAUUAAAACUUACUACUGUUUAUA